AUGGCAGAGGAACAACAUAUGGCUGUUCAGGAGGUGGCGAUGCCCAGCAUUGCUAAUGUCACCUCCAACAUCGUGAAGCCCAGAAUCACUGGGCACUUUGAGUUAAAACAGAGCAUGAUCCAGCUAUUACAUGCGAAUGGGCAAUUUAUGGGUCUUCCACACGAGGAUCCACAACAGCACAUCCUGAACUUCCUGGAGAUUAGUGAUACUUAUAUCACUAACGGAGUCACUCCAGAUUAUGUGAGGCUCACAUUAUUCCCGUUUUCUCUAUUGGGCGAAGCAAAGCGGCAAACUGCAAAGAUUAGAAGUGAGAUAGUCGCCUUCAAACAGAAAUUGGGGGAGUCUUUAUACUCAGCUUGGGAAAGGUUCAAGGGGUUGCUCAGAGUCUGUCCUCAUCACAAUCAGACAAAUGAAGUGUUAGCUUACAUUUUCAUAGAAGGGCUACAUCCUGAGACAAAGAUUGUGGUGGAUGCUGCAGCGGGAGGUCGAGUGUUGGAGAAAAACUUCGAUGAGAUAUAUGCAUUAUUGAACAAAUUCUCCAAAAGCAAUCCUGAUUGGCAAGGAGAGAUGGUCAGACACACCGUUCAAAAAUCUGCAGGGGAUCUCAAGUUAGAUGUCGUCUCUGCAUUAUCAGCACAGGUUGCCACAUUGGCCAACCAAGUCAAUAAGAUGACCUUGGUUAUUAAUAAGCAACAAGCUCAGCCAGUGCAACAAGUUCAAAUAUUUUGUGAAGUAUGUGGAGAGGGUCACACGAGCGACUUAUGCCCAGUUAAUUCAGAGUAUGUGUAUUUGUGGGUAAUGCAAAUCGAGGCCAGAUCACCACAGGCUGAACAACCCACGAACUCAAUGAGUCACAUUGAGGAGAUGCUAAAGAAAUUGAUGGCUGAUCAACAGGCUCAAGCAGCAGCCCAUGCUGCAGCGAUUCAAAAUUUGGAGAGACAAGUGGGGCAACUUGCCAGUGCUCAAAAUACUCGACCAGUUGGGGCUCUUCCUAGUGAUACUGAGCCUAAUCCUAAAGCUCAAGUCAAUGCGGUUACCUUGAGAAAUAGAAGAGUAUUAGAAGAAGUUCCAAAGAAAAAGAAGUAUACGGCUAGUCUUGAAGGAGAAUUAGUUCCCAAGCCAAUUGAGGAGAAUGAGAAAGAGAGCGAAGGAUUAGAGCUAGUAAUUGUGACAAGGCCACCACCUUCGUUUCCACAAAGACUGCAGAAGAAAAAAAGAUGA
Nicotiana tabacum (common tobacco) is the source of this 1221-nucleotide messenger RNA. The record is from RefSeq and is a predicted model, not a curated record. NCBI's taxonomy places the organism in Eukaryota, Viridiplantae, Streptophyta, Magnoliopsida, Solanales, Solanaceae.